UUCAAAGUCAGGUCACAACUAUCCGUGAAAGCAGGAUUUAAAGCAACACUAUCAAUACUGGAGGAGUUUUGGUUGUAUGCAGUUGGGAUUUUCUAGCAUGUUGCUCUUAAUCAAUGUCAUUCUAAUCUUGUGGGUAUCCGUUGUUCGGGGACAAGUGGGACUUUGUGAUUUUCCAAAAAUAAACCAUGGAAUUCUCUAUGAUGAAGAGAAGCCAUUUUCCCCGAUUCACAUGGGGAAAUUUUUCUACUACUCCUGUGAAUAUAAUUUUGUGUCUCCUUCAAAAUCCUUCUGGACUCGUAUAACGUGCACAGAAGAAGGAUGGUCACCAGCACCAAAGUGUCUCAGACUGUGUUUCUUUCCUUUUGUGGAGAAUGGUCAUUCUGCAUCUUCAGGACAAACACACGUGGAAGGUGACACAGUACAAAUCGUUUGUGAUAAAGGCUACAGUCUUCAGCAUAAUCAGAGAACCAUUUCAUGUGCAGAAAGUGGCUGGUCCAUUCCUCCCAAAUGCAGACCCUCCAAUUCUCAAGGAAUAUGUGGGACCCCUCCAGCUAUUGACAAUGGAGACAUUACUUCAUUCCCAUUACUGGCCUAUGCUCCAGGCUGGACAGUUGAGUAUCAAUGCCAGAACUUGUAUGUUCUUCAAGGUAACAAGCGCGUAACAUGUAGAAAUGGAGAGUGGUCAGAACCACCAAAAUGCUUAGAAGCGUGUGUAAUAUCAGAAGAAAUCAUGGAAAAAUAUAACAUAGCAUUCAGGUGGAGAGAACAACAAAAGCUUUAUGUCCAAACAGGUGAAAGGGUUGAAUUUGUGUGUAAAUACAGAUACCAUCCAGCACCAGGAUCUCAACCAUUUCGAACAAUGUGUCAGGAAGGGAAACUGAUGUAUCCCAGUUGUGAAAGACACGGCUGAUUAUUGGGAUUAAUAAAAUGCACACCUUUAUUAAGGAUUUUUGUUAUUAAGCCAGUUCUCGAUUUUAUAUUUCAGGUACUUUUUAACUCUUUGUUAUUCAUAAGUAAAGAUGUUUGUCAAUUUGUGAUGAUGUAAUUAUAAUCUGAGGCCAGCACCUCACUUCUUAGAAGCACCACAUUAAAACUUGGCAAACCAAAGUGCUAUGUAUCCAAUUUACCAAAGUAUCUAUGGCUAGAAAUUAAAUGCAGUUAUUUCAGAUCCUAUUUUUAUCACUUUCCUAAAUAUCUCAAAGCUUUCUAUAUAGCUUUUGAGGCUCUCUGUUUCACAGUAAAUGGAAAAGAUUCUAUCUCUACCUUUGAAAUGGUAUCACUUCACAAACAUGUAAAAACCAACCUAAGUCAUACCUUAUAUUAGUAAUAAGAUAUAAAUCAUUACUCAUUAUCAAUAAAUAAAUUUACAAAAAUGA
Molecule: messenger RNA, 1376 nt
Organism: Lemur catta (Ring-tailed lemur)
Lineage: Eukaryota; Metazoa; Chordata; Mammalia; Primates; Lemuridae
Product: complement factor H-related protein 2-like
Exons: 5
Coding region: 77-910 (277 amino acids)
Source: RefSeq, a predicted model, not a curated record